Molecule: messenger RNA, 1179 nt
Organism: Plodia interpunctella (Indianmeal moth)
Lineage: Eukaryota; Metazoa; Arthropoda; Insecta; Lepidoptera; Pyralidae
Product: aldo-keto reductase family 1 member B1-like
Exons: 7
Coding region: 102-1061 (319 amino acids)
Cellular component (GO): cytosol
Molecular function (GO): aldose reductase (NADPH) activity
Source: RefSeq, a predicted model, not a curated record
AUAUAAUAUUAUAUACCUUGUCGUACACAUAAGUGUAUAAAUUAAACACGUCCAUUUAUUCCGGUAUCGGGUAGUUGAUCACUGUUUGUCUUGUAUUCAUAAUGGCAGCCAGCACAGUCCCUUUGGUUAAAUUUAACAAUGGGUUAUCAAUUCCUAUAUUGGGAUUGGGAACAUGGCAGUCAAAGCCUGGCGAGGUCAGAGAAGCAGUGAGAGAUGCUAUCGACAUUGGCUAUCGACAUAUCGACUGCGCCCAUCUCUACUUCAACGAGAAGGAGGUUGGAGAUGCGAUUAGGGACAAGAUUAAUUCGGGAGUAGUUAAGAGGGAAGAUCUGUUUAUAACUUCUAAGUUAUGGAAUACCUAUCACCGACCGGAUUUGGUUGAAAAAGCUGUUCAAAUCUCUCUGGACGAUCUGCAGCUGGACUACCUGGAUCUUUACCUUAUUCAUUGGCCGAUGGCUUAUAAGGAAGGCUCCGACCCGUUUCCUGAGGAUGGAAAAGGGAAAAUCAUUUAUUCAGACGUUGACUAUGUGGACACGUGGAAAGCUAUGGAGAAGUUGGUCGCAAAGGGUUUAGUAAAGAGCAUAGGUCUGAGUAAUUUCAAUACGAAACAAGUACAGCGAGUGUUGGAUGCUGCGAAAAUAAAACCAGUGACAAAUCAGGUAGAAUGUCACCCCUACUUAUUCCAGAAGAAAUUACACAGCUUUUGCAAAGAAAGAGGUAUCACACUAACAGCCUAUAGCCCCCUCGGCAGUCCUCAGAGGCCCUGGGCCAAGCCUGGAGACAUCAAUGUACUAGAUACUCCCAUUAUCAAGACUAUCGCUGCUAAAUAUAAUAAAUCACCUGCACAAGUCCUUAUAAGAUGCGUUAUCGAUCGUGGAAUUAUUGUGAUUCCCAAGAGCACAACAAAGUCACGCAUCGCUGAGAACUUCGAUGUGUUCGACUUCAAGCUGACGCCACAGGACUUGGAGCAGAUCGGAAGUCUGGACUGCAAUGGUCGCCUCAUCCCUCAAGCGGAAGGGCGAGAGCACAAGGAUCAUCCAUUUGCCCAUGGCGACGAAUAAAUUGAAGUCAAUACUCAUUUCAAACUUUGAAACCUUUGAAAAUUACGACGCCCGAAUUCAAAUAAUAUCACAAUACUGUUAAGUAUAUGAUUAUUGUUAUUACAUUUGUCGCACCGCU